CUGAGGUCGUCGCGAGAACAGAGUGAAAAUUAUCCGGUGUUGGUCUCCGAGGCUAACCAGCUAUCAUGGGGAACAUUUUUGGCAACCUUUUGAAGAGCCUCAUUGGAAAAAAGGAGAUGCGGAUUUUGAUGGUCGGGCUGGAUGCAGCUGGGAAGACCACAAUCUUGUACAAACUGAAGCUGGGAGAGAUAGUGACUACCAUUCCUACUAUUGGUUUUAACGUGGAGACUGUUGAUUACAAAAAUAUCAGUUUUACAGUGUGGGAUGUUGGUGGCCAGGACAAAAUCCGACCUCUGUGGCGUCACUACUUCCAGAACACACAAGGUCUCAUCUUUGUGGUGGACAGCAAUGACCGUGAGCGAGUGAAUGAAGCCAGAGAAGAGCUGAUGAGGAUGCUGGCUGAGGAUGAACUGAGAGACGCUGUACUCCUUGUCUUUGCCAACAAGCAGGAUCUGCCAAAUGCCAUGAAUGCUGCAGAAAUCACAGAUAAGCUGGGUCUCCACUCCCUGCGCCAUCGUAACUGGUACAUCCAGGCCACUUGUGCCACCAGCGGAGAUGGUCUAUAUGAGGGUCUAGACUGGUUGGCCAACCAGCUCAAGAACAAGAAAUGAGAAGCAGAAGCAGACCGGAUCCAAGAGGAGCCGGUGUGGGCGAAGAGUCACCUGAGUGGCAGCUCAUCAGGGAGCACCAGUGGUUUCCAAGUUUCUUUCAUUCUGUUUACAAGCUGAGACCAAUAGGAGCCGGGUCAUUUCAGACAGUGUAACCCCUCUCUAUGUCCCACCUAACAGAUCCGUGAGAUGAUUGGGGAAGCACCCAUGAUUCAUAUUCAUAUUCACUAGUGAAGAUAGACAUCUCAGUUUCUUGUGUCUCUACACUGUAAAUGUAUAAAAGACAGUAACGGGGAGU
Messenger RNA from Sinocyclocheilus grahami, 906 nucleotides. RefSeq names its product ADP-ribosylation factor 3-like. Bases 66 to 611 code for a protein of 181 amino acids. NCBI's taxonomy places the organism in Eukaryota, Metazoa, Chordata, Actinopteri, Cypriniformes, Cyprinidae. Gene Ontology annotation, molecular function: GTPase activity; GTP binding. The transcript has 5 exons. The record is from RefSeq and is a predicted model, not a curated record.